Messenger RNA from Symbiodinium sp. CCMP2592, 2376 nucleotides. The record is from the annotation of a GenBank genome assembly. NCBI's taxonomy places the organism in Eukaryota, Dinophyceae, Suessiales, Symbiodiniaceae.
AUGCCGAGUUCGCCGGCCAGGCUUUUCAGAAAUGUUUGGAGAAGUGCAAAACACAAACUGGUGCGAAGGUUAGCUACGCUGUUGCCGCAGGUCAGAUCAACAGAAUCUGUUUUUCCGCGCACUUCGUGGCCAGCUUCUGCAAGAUUCAGAGAUGCUCUUGCAACAGUCCUCCAAACAUGUGAGCUUCGUGUGGGGCGAUACUACCACAAGUGGAGUGCGGCGGCUCAUCAGCAGCCGUCAAGGCGACACAGGGAUUUGUUACCUUUGCCCAAGCUUGUAGACUGGCCAGUUCAAGUCGACACCAGGCAGGUGUCCGAGACGAUUUGUUUGGAAAUCAGCAACAUCUGCAUUUCGGGACUCAACUGCUUGUACAGUGGCUUGAAAGAGCCCGACCCGUCUGUGCUUGGCACCUGGACCCCCACUAAAGCACAGGCUUCUGCACAUCGCCAUGUAUGCUCCCGGGUUGUGAGUUUCUUGGGUGAUUUGGACAGUCACUUCGGAAACAGCCUGCCGUGGCGCAACGCUUUUCAGUGCAGUGAGGCCGCUACUGCGGUUUCCCAGGAGUUGCGGAGCGAAGCCGUGGAUUUGCCUGAUGUGGCGGGAACAUGCAGGACUUCGGCCGUUGUGCCGGAGGAGAUGCAGGCCGUCAUCUCUGAUGUCAAGAGAAUCUUUCCGGCUGGCUUUCAGGUCAACGAGCCCGAGCCCCACCUUAGUCCAGAGCAGCGUCAGCAAUACAUCUUGCUCACCAUCCGUGAACUCAAGUGUGGUAAGCUACGUUUGCGAACUGCUGUGCAAGGCUUGGGUGGAGUGUUUGCUGUCGGUAAGACCUCUGGUCGACAGCGAAAGGUCUGGGAUGGUUCGUCUGUGUCCUGCCGUGCUUCUCGCCCUCCGAAGCCAUGCAGACUGGCCAACCCUGCAUCCUUUCUGGACUUGGAGAUUGAGCCCGGCAGCGAGGUUUUCUUCUCCAAGCGUGACGCUUCAACUUUCUUUGAUGCAUUGCAGGCGCCGGCUGAGUUGCAGGGAUGGUUUGCUCAGCCACCCGUCUACGUGCACGAGUUGCUGGCGGCUGGCCUCAGCAUGGAAGAUGUGCUUAAAUGUUGCGACGAUCCGGCCCAGACUGUGACGGGCUCUACGAAAAUUUUUCCGGUGCACACCGUGUGGCCAAUGGGCUUCUCCUGGUCAUCGGCGGUGGCGCAGGAGACAACCUUGGCAUUAUGCCGUCGGGCUGGAAUUGAAGAGUGCAACGUGCUGUCGCUCGACCAUGAUUUGCCCGCCUGCUUCGAUGAGGCUUGCUUCGUAGCGACCGAUGACACCGUUCUGGUACACAAGCGAAAGGAUAAGGGGGCCUCCACUCUGAGACGGCUCGAUCAGGCUUUUGAGGAGUGUGGUGUUCCCAGGAACCGCAAGAAGGAUGUGACACUAGAGAGCCAAGUCACGGCGCUUGGCUGUGACCUGACUUCUCAUCCUGCAGUGGCUCGUCCGAACAUUGCGAAGUUGGGACAAGCUGUCUGCUCUACACUGGACCUCCUCGCCACUGGAACAGCUUCACCUGAGGGUUUCCACUCGCUUCUUGGCGUGUGGGAAUGGUUCUCUCUGCUGCAGCGACCCUUCUUCAGCAUCUACGAUGCAGUUUUUGGCUUCGUCCGGCGUGAGCCCACGCGCCAGAAACAGGUGGUUCCUAGCAACGCUAUGGAUGAGAUCUUGCUAACUCUGGUGCUUGCUCCUUUGUUUUGCACUUCCUUAGAUCGCGUGCCGCUUCAGUUCUUAACUGCUGCAGAUGCAGCGCCGCAGUACGGCUUUGGAGUUUCCGUUUGCAGCUGCAGUGCCACCGAAGCAGGUGAAGUUUGCAGAUUGGCAGAAAGGCGAGGUGACUAUGUGAGACUUACGCCUGGACUCGAAGAUCCUCCUGAAGUUUGCAGGCUGGGACAACCACAUCGCCUUCGCUUUCGCCAGGAAGAUUUUGCAACUGUCAUGUCCUACAAAGCUAAAUGGCAGGCACAUUCUGGUGCGCUGGAGGCACACGCAUACCUGCUGUCCUUGAAGUGGAUCGCACGCAAAGCAGCAAACCAUCAUCAUAAAGCUGCGCUGCUUUUGGAUGCUAAAGUUGUGGUUGGAGCUGCUUCUAAAGGAAGGAGCUCUGCUCGCGCACUCCGUACUGUGCUCAGGGCUGCAGCCGCAACGACGCUGGCCGCAGACCUGUUGCCCAGAAUCAUUUACAUUCCCAGCGAAAGCAACCCAGCUGACGGCCCAUCCCGAGGCAAAAGGCUCUUCAGAGCCAGAUCUCUUCGCAAGGGCUUUGGGAAACGCCGCAGCCGAAACCCGCUGGAAGUUCGGGUUGGUUCGUUGGUGGAUGCUUACGGUGCUGUCAAGGCUUGA